Messenger RNA from Aspergillus puulaauensis, 1020 nucleotides. RefSeq lists its product as uncharacterized. Bases 1 to 1020 code for a protein of 339 amino acids. The record is from RefSeq and is a predicted model, not a curated record. The transcript is spliced from 2 exons. NCBI's taxonomy places the organism in Eukaryota, Fungi, Ascomycota, Eurotiomycetes, Eurotiales, Aspergillaceae.
AUGCCCACCACGUACAAGGCCGAGCCAGCAGAACCCAUCCUGGCUCAUACUCUACUGCAGACGUCUACCAGUAUACGUCCAGAGACAGACUCCGCCUCAAAGAAAAAGAGGUCAGACCAAGAUCCUUCGAAUCAAUGGAGCCUGGAACUCGACAUUGAGAAUGGCCUCCAUUUCUCCCCAGAUGACAUCUUCCGCCCAGGGACAGUAAUCGGCUUCUCCAGGUUACGAGGCCGAUCCCCAGAUGGGAACGACGAUGAGUUUGUCGGCGAGCUCCCCCGCCAUCUCCUCACGAAAUGGCUUCGUACACGAAAACCACCAUCAACACCCCAAAGCAGAACAUUCAUAAUUCACCCCCCAAACAGCACCAUUUUCUCUCCCACAAAACUUCUCUCCUCGCUGCAAACCCACAAUCCCUCUCUCCCCCGCAAGGAGGCAAUCUCUCUCCUCGACUCAGUUCAGCUCUUCCCAGUCUUCGACUUUGCGGCGGCCGUGCACGCUAUUAAUGAGGUCGCUGAUAUACUUCAUUCUCUCCGGGAGCAUCACCAGGAGCAAGAGAAACAGCAGCCCCAAAUGACACUUGUUAUUGCCGGCCUUGACACCCUCACCGAAGCAGUCGUGCGCGCGUCAAACGCUGUCCGAGGCGCCGCUGUCCUGAGCAGCGCACUCCGGACCAUAACGCAGUUAUCGCGUAUGCAUGCCUUGAAUCUCUCUAUUCUCCUGGUGAAUACCAGCGGUGUUGGGCCGACAGUCCGUGAUGAUGGUUCCGUUCCGCAGAAUCAGAAUCAGAACCAGAACCAGAACCAGAGAGACUACGAAACUCGAGGCGAUGUUAUCCAGUCGAUGUUCUGUGUAACCGAUGGUCCGCUCUUUCCUAGUCUGUUGAUGAGAACGUUGGACCAGGGGAUUGAUACGCAUCUGCUGGUGUCGAGUACGCGGAGGGUUCCGGUUCUAGAGGUGAUUAAGGACCGGGUGGGUGGCGGGCUUGGGAGAUGGUGUGUUUGGAGCGGGAGAAAUAAAUGA